UGCCGCGGCGAGACCUUCUCAUUUUCUCUCUCUCUCUAUUCGGAAGCAUCAGAGUCGCACCCAUUUCAGGAUCGGAGAAUGGAAUCCACAGUGAAGCAUGCUCUUGUGGUGAAGGUCAUGGGCCGGACUGGGUCUAGGGGACAGGUUACUCAAGUGAGAGUCAAGUUCUUGGAUGAUCAGAAUCGUUUCAUCAUGAGGAAUGUCAAGGGACCAGUGAGGGAGGGAGAUAUCCUUACCUUGCUUGAGUCUGAGAGGGAAGCCAGAAGGUUGCGGUGAUUUUAUGUUGGUCUCCUACCUCUGUUUUGUUGAAGUGCGCACGACUGUUAUUUCUGUUGGUCUAUGGCAGUUGUGCUGUUGUUGGUGUUACUUUAUGAUAUUUCUUGCCGUUAGUAGCAACGUCUGAGACUUAUUUUGUCAUGAAAUUUCUAUCUGUCUGAUUAAUACUUGAAUUAUCCUAUUUUAUAUUGAUGACUCUUUCAGCUAAUGUUAAGUUUGGAGGCGCAUUAGUCUUU
This is a messenger RNA of Fragaria vesca subsp. vesca, 512 nucleotides long. Its product is annotated as 40S ribosomal protein S28-like. Gene Ontology annotation, biological process: translation; maturation of SSU-rRNA; ribosomal small subunit assembly. The coding region runs from base 79 to 276 and encodes 65 amino acids. Gene Ontology annotation, molecular function: structural constituent of ribosome. The record is from RefSeq and is a predicted model, not a curated record. Lineage: Eukaryota; Viridiplantae; Streptophyta; Magnoliopsida; Rosales; Rosaceae. The transcript is spliced from 2 exons. Gene Ontology annotation, cellular component: ribosome; cytosolic small ribosomal subunit.